UUUGAACUAUUCGCAUUACCGAAACAGUUAGAGCCUUGGUGAAAAAAGAUUGUUUCAAAUUAGAAGAUGACGAAAAUAUGUGGUUAUGAUAUUUAUUGUUUUGAUUAUGUGUGGGUUCUGCUUGAUUUUGAAAUUUUGAAUAUUAUUAUGUCUCAACAUGUUUCUUUUGAAUCUAAAUUCAUUAAAACAGAUGUGACUGCAAUAAGGAUACUAAGAAAUGUAGUACUUGUUGGAGCUGGUGCAGCUAUUCAUGUUUUUCAAAGAAAUUGCCCCUGGCGAUUGAUCUAUAAACAGGAAAUAAGAAACACAAGAGGAGAAAAAAUACAUGGAUUCAUUCCAUUUCAGAAAAAUAAUCUCCUAGUCUUUGGUGGACCAUUCAUCAUUAUCUUCAAUGUCAAUCAUGAUUUCACAUAUUUUGAAGAGUUGAUAUGUAAGGGGUUCUCUGACUGGAUUUUAGAUGCCAAGCUCAUAGAUGAGGACAAUAAAAUUGUUGCAGUUUCUAUGCAAAAUAAACUGCACAUUUUGAAUUCAAAUUUAGAAAUACUGGAAGUUAUUGAAUGUAUAGAAAAAUGUAUUUUGUAUAGUGCUCAUAUUUGUUAUGAUAAAUAUGAAGAACUGAUUAUUCUUUCUGGUACUGUUUUUAGUGAAAUUUUGAUAUGGAGACCAACAAGAAGGAAAAAUAAUGAAUGUGUUUUACUGGCAAGACUACAAAAGCACAAGGGUGUUAUAUUUUCUUUGCAUUAUGAUGAAAAAUCUGGAUACAUUUGUUCUUCUUCUGAUGAUCGUUCAGCAGUACUGUGGAACAUCCCUCACAAGACCCUUUCUUUGGAAGUACAACAAGACACAAUUAACAUUUUACCAAAAUGCCAGGUCUAUGGACACUUAUCAAGAAUUUUUAGAUGCCAAGUUCUAACUGAAUGCUUCAUAACUGCUGGGGAAGAUUCCAUACUGAAUGUUUGGUCAUUAGAUGGCAAAUUAGUCAAAAAAAUAGAAACUCACCAAGGAGGUCCAAUUUGGUGUUUAGAUUGUGAUGAACUUGGAAAUAUCAUAACAGGUGGUGGUGAUGGUGGAGUCACUAGUUUCUCAUUGAAUUUUGAUGUUUCUGAUGAAAAAUUAGCAUUACCAAACAGUGAAAAGCCUAAAUUAGUAGUGGCUCUGAGUACCCACAAUGUAGUAGUCAUAUCUGAUAGUGGGGAUCUCUAUUUGUACUCUCAAAAAAGUAGUUGCUGGUUCAAAAUAGCUGAACAUGAAGAUUUGGGAAGCUAUGUUGUAUUGGAUGUUUCAAAAUGUAAAAACAUGAUUGCUUUAGCAGGCUUCAAUGGACAAAUAUAUAUCUACAAAGUUACUAGUAAUAGUAUUCAGUAUAUUUCCAGUUAUCAAACAUCUAUAAAAUCAAGAAUAAUAUCCUUACAUUGGCUAACUUGUGAAUCAUUUCUAAUCUGCCAAGACCAGGGGAAGCUCAGCUUGAUAUAUUUGAAGAAAGAAUCUAUGUGUCAAAUUGCAACAUUUUCAUUACCAUCAGGUAUUCAGCCAUGUACAACUACAGCAGCUAUUUUUAAAGACUAUAUUGUUGUGGGAGAUAGAAAAGGGGCUUUGCAUUUAUACAAAUUUGGUGAAAAGUAUCCUUUCCAAACCAUGAAGAGAGUGCAUAGUCAUUUAGGAGUUACCAAUUUGAUCACAAAAAAUGAUAGGUUGAUAUCUCUAGGAAGAAAUUCAGUUAUCAAAACAUUUGCAUUAUCUCAUACAGGUUUAUUAGAAUUGAUUUCAUCAGAUAAACUGCCAUUCACUUGGUUAUUAGAUUUGUUUGAUAAUAUAGUGACAGCAUUUUCUAGUAAUAACUUCCUGAUCUGGGAUUACCAGUCUAAGAGAAUUCUAUUUGAAAAAAGUUGUGGAGGUGGUCAUAGGUCUUGGGACUUAGUAAAAAGCGGAAAUAGUAUCAUGUUUGUGUUUGUAAAAGAUAAAUUGAUAAACAAAGUGGAAUUUGAUUUCAGUGAAGUCAUGCCCUAUGAUUUGAUUGAAGGCUUUCAUUUGAAAGAAAUCAAUAGUAUACAAACUUUAAGGUACUUGGAUAAUUAUGUUUUGGUAUCCGGUGGUGAAGAUACCACUUUGAGAAUAAAUAUUGCCAAUUCAAAAAACAAAGAAUUCCAUAAUAGUCUCACCCUCAAAUCACAUUUAUCAAGUAUCAGAUCAAUAGCAAUUUACCGAAUUGACUCAAAGAUAGAUAACCAAGAGGUUCAUUUAAUUUUUUCUGCUGGAGGAAGAGCACAAAUAAUCUGCUGGAAGCUUGAGUGUUUUUUUGAAAAUGGUCAGCUAACAAAUUUAGUUUGUAGUGAACAACACUCCUACUACAAAGUUAUAAACAGUGAGGAAUCGGAAAUGAGAUUCAUGCAUCUUUCUGUGGCUGAUAUUUCUGGUAAUGUUGUUUUAUUUUGUGCUUGUUCAGAUGGGAAUAUAAAAUUGUUCACUGUUGAGCAAGAGGAGAAAUUCACAAUGAAGUUUCUCAAGAAUUUAUUUUAUGGCUUGAGAUGCAUUUUUUUGGUUGAUACUUUAACAAUUUUGAAUCAAAAAAUUCUUGUGACAGCAGCUACAGACGGUAAACUAGCCUUCUGGCAGUUGAACAACAUAUUCAAUGGAGACAAUUUUAAACCUUUUCAUACUAUACAAGUACAUCAGUCUGGAAUAAACGCCUUCGCAAAAAUAGCAUUGAAUGACAAUCAUCUCUUAUUUUUAACUGGAGGUGAUGAUUGUGCAGUUAUCCUGAACUAUAUCGGUUUUUCAUAUUCUGUUGAAGGGUUUUUGAUUAUUGAAGAAAUCGAUAAAUUUAUUGAUACAGGCAGUCAUUGGGCUCAAAUAACUGGUUGCUUUUUCAGCCCACAAUAUUUUAUGACCGCAUCUGUGGACCAAAGAUUGUUGAUUUUCAAAUGGGAAGUUAGUGCAGAAAAAAUUAUUUGUAAACUUGUUUCCAAGUAUAAUACUUCUAUUCCGGAUUUGAAAGGAAUAGUUUGUUUCGAAAAUGGUGAUUUCAAUAUUUUUCUUUACGGGAAAGGAAUCGAAUAUAUUUUUUCUAAAAUUUCAUGAUGGGAAAUAAAAUUUUAUG
Molecule: messenger RNA, 3097 nt
Organism: Phaedon cochleariae (mustard beetle)
Lineage: Eukaryota; Metazoa; Arthropoda; Insecta; Coleoptera; Chrysomelidae
Source: the annotation of a GenBank genome assembly